Nicrophorus vespilloides is the source of this 3169-nucleotide messenger RNA. RefSeq names its product vesicle-fusing ATPase 1-like. The record is from RefSeq and is a predicted model, not a curated record. Gene Ontology annotation, molecular function: ATP binding; ATP hydrolysis activity. The transcript is spliced from 9 exons. Gene Ontology annotation, biological process: Golgi to plasma membrane protein transport; SNARE complex disassembly; intra-Golgi vesicle-mediated transport. Gene Ontology annotation, cellular component: Golgi stack. Bases 120 to 2342 code for a protein of 740 amino acids. Lineage: Eukaryota; Metazoa; Arthropoda; Insecta; Coleoptera; Silphidae.
CAGUGACUGCUUAUAAAGUUGGCUUUAUAUUCCUAUUGAUUUUCCAUCUCAAGGAAAUUCUGCAUUGCAGCAGUAGCAGUCAGGAUUUUCUGUGCUCCACAAUUCCGUAAAAGUCAACCAUGGCUUUUAAAGCUACCAGAUGCCCCACGGAGGACUUGUCUCUGAGUAAUUGUGCAGUUGUUAGCAGUAAUGAUUUUUCAGAUGAUAUAAAAUAUAUAGAUGUUCACACUGGAGCAAACCAACAUUUUGUUUUCUCAAUAAAAUCACACCCUAAUAUCCAACCAGGUCAUGUAGGUUUCAGUUUGCCACAAAGAAAGUGGGCUGUUUUAUCAUUGAAUCAGGACAUAGAAGUGAAACCCUAUGCCUUUGGAAAUGCAGACUGUCUUUCAUCAAUCAUUCUUGAGGCAGAUUUCUUGCAAAAGAAACAAGCUGUUGCUGAACAAUACAAUACAGAGGAAAUGGCUAAAGAAUUUUUGAUGCAAUUUCCUCAUCAGGCUUUCACUGUAGGUCAGCAGCUUGCAUUUCAAUUCAAUAACAUGAAGAUGUUGUCUUUGGUUGUGAGGGACUGUGAAGCAGCUGAUAUUGAGGCAAUCAGAAAGGGAGUGGAUUCGAAACCAAAGAAAACCAAGAUUGGUAGGUUGUUGCCAAACACUGUGGUCCAAUUUGAGAAAGCCGAAAAUUCCGCUUUGAAUCUUAUUGGAAAAGCUAAGGGUAUGCAGCCAAGGCAAUCGAUUAUAAACCCGGACUGGAACUUCCAGAAGAUGGGAAUCGGCGGUUUGGAUAAUCAAUUCAACGCUAUAUUCAGGAGGGCCUUCGCUUCGCGCGUCUUCCCACCGGAGAUUGUCGAGCAGUUGGGUUGCAAGCACGUGAAGGGUAUUUUGUUGUACGGACCUCCCGGUACCGGUAAAACCUUGAUGGCCCGUCAGAUUGGUAAAAUGUUGAACGCCAGAGAACCGAAGAUCGUCAACGGACCUCAGAUUCUGGACAAAUACGUGGGCGAGUCCGAAGCAAACGUGAGAAGGUUGUUCGCGGAUGCCGAAGAGGAGCAGAAGCGCGCCGGAUCCAAUAGUGGUCUUCACAUUAUCAUCUUUGAUGAAAUCGAUGCGAUCUGCAAGUCUAGAGGUUCCGUCGCUGGCAACACGGGCGUUCACGACACCGUUGUGAAUCAGUUGCUCUCGAAAAUCGAUGGUGUCGAGCAAUUGAACAAUAUUUUAGUCAUCGGCAUGACCAACAGAAAGGAUAUGAUUGAUGAGGCGCUGUUGAGACCGGGAAGAUUGGAGGUGCAAGUAGAGAUCAGCUUGCCGAAUGAAGAGGGUCGUUUCCAGAUCUUGAACAUCCACACUACCAGGAUGAAAUCUUUUAAGAAAAUCAACCCAGACGUGGACAACAAGGAGCUGGCGAUUUUGACAAAGAACUUUUCCGGUGCAGAACUCGAGGGUUUGGUCAGAGCUGCCCAAUCGACAGCUAUGAACCGUCUGAUCAAAGCCGCGAAUAAAGUCGAAGUCGAUCCGGAGGCCAUCGAGAAGCUGUUGGUGAACCGCGCUGAUUUCUUGCACGCUCUCGAGAACGAUAUUAAGCCUGCAUUUGGCACAGCUCAAGAAAUACUUAACCAAUUCCUAUCUCGUGGCAUUGUCAACUGGGGUAGACCGGUUACAAGUAUUUUGGAGGAUGGAAUGCUCUACAUCCAGCAAGCUCGCGAUCCCGACACCGCUGGAUUGGUGUCCGUUCUGCUGGAAGGACCUCCGAACAGCGGCAAAACAGCUUUGGCCGCCCAACUUGCUAAGAACUCUGAAUAUCCAUUCGUCAAGGUGUGCUCUCCGGAUGAAAUGGUUGGAUUCACCGAGACCGCGAAAUGCUUGCACAUCAGAAAAGUAUUCGACGAUGCGUAUCGCUCCACUUUGAGCUGCAUCGUGGUCGAUAAUAUCGAAAGACUGCUUGAUUACGGAUCCAUCGGUCCCAGAUAUUCUAACUUGACUUUGCAGGCGCUCUUAGUUUUACUUAAGAAGGAACCGCCACCAGGCAAGAAGUUGCUGGUAUUGUGCACAAGCAGCAGAAGGCAAGUUUUGGAGGACAUGGAAAUGCUGUCCGCCUUCACCGGAAUCCUUCACGUGCCGAACUUAUCCAGGCCCGAGCAUUUGAUGGCAGUUUUGGACCACUCGGAAGUGUUCUCCAAGCAGGAGCUGCAGCAAAUUAAUAAGCAAACUCAAGGAAAGAGGUUAUUUGUUGGAGUUAAGAAACUGUUGGCUUUGAUCGACAUGGCCAAGCAGAGCGAGGAGCACAAAGUCAUUAAACUGAUUACUAAAUUGGAGGAGGACGGUAGCUUAGAUUCCGGUGUCUGUUAGGAGUAGUCAUUAGUUUGUGAUGGUAUCACAACAUAGCUGCUUCAUUCCAAUACUGUAUUAUUUAAUUAUACCGCUUCUGUAUCUUUAGUGGAAUUCUUUUUUAUUUUUUGGAGCGAAGAUGUCGUUUAAGCUAUAAGAAUUAGCUUCGAUGAUAAUAACUCUUCAAUUGCAAUUUUUCUUCCUAAUUGUUACUCGAUGUUAUUCCUCUCGAUGUGUGUAUAGGUAGGAUACUAAACAGCUGCAAUAUUAUAUAGUCAAUAAUUGUUCAUAAUACAAAAUUCUGUUUAGGAUAAAGUUACGUUUGUAUAUUCUAGUAUUUAUUUAUAUUUUCAUUUAAUUUAUAGACGUGUUAUUAUUUGUAGGUGUCAUCUCUUAGUGUUGUUGAGCAUUGCUCCAAGUCGACGCUAAAUGAUGAUUCAAGUGAACGUGGAAAUGUGUAUGUGCCGAUUGGUUUAUUCCUGUUAAUAUAACUAUUAUUUUAUUAAUUAUUGAUAUAGUCAAUUAUGAUAACGAUCUUCUGUAGUCGAAAUGAUGUGGUUACUGUAUAAAAUAAUAGAUUCAAUGCAUUUAUCCAUGAGCAAAUUGUUAAAGUUCUUGAAGCACCACAUGUUAGAAAUGGGUCAUAAGUUAUUCCAGAGAACAAUUAUAUAUAUAUAUAUACUGUACAAAAUAAAGUUGAUUGUCAACACUUGAUUUAUUCAGUAGAUCGAUGAUCCAGAGCAAUAAUCCAUCUUCAUUUAGAACUUCAGUUAUAUGACUGAUUUUAAUAUGUAUCUGAGAGAAAGUACCCAAUCAAGACAAAUAAAUAUAAAAUAGUUGUCCUUUAA